Serinus canaria (Common canary) is the source of this 6834-nucleotide messenger RNA. RefSeq names its product post-GPI attachment to proteins inositol deacylase 1 (gene PGAP1). Gene Ontology annotation, biological process: GPI anchor metabolic process; endoplasmic reticulum to Golgi vesicle-mediated transport. Bases 73 to 2886 code for a protein of 937 amino acids. Lineage: Eukaryota; Metazoa; Chordata; Aves; Passeriformes; Fringillidae. Gene Ontology annotation, cellular component: endoplasmic reticulum. The transcript has 27 exons. The record is from RefSeq and is a predicted model, not a curated record. Gene Ontology annotation, molecular function: phosphatidylinositol deacylase activity.
GGCGCUCCCGGCCCCGCCCCGCCCCGCCGUGCCGGUGUGCGCGGGGAGCAGCGCUCCGCUCCGCGGGGCGCCAUGGGGCGGGCGGGCCGCCGGCUGCCCGCGCUGGCAGCGCUCUUCUACGGGGCGCUGGCGGCCCUGGUGCUGCUGGGCGUGCGGGACGUGAUGUUCCUCUACGAGGAGAACCGGUGCAGCAUGACCUACAUGUACGAGUACCCCGAGUACCUGAAAAUAAAAUUACCCAAGAAAACAGCCAGACGAUACCCAGCAUAUGAGCUGUAUCUCUAUGGGGAAGGGAACUAUGCUGAAGAAAACAAAAAUCUCCUAUUGACAGGAAUUCCAGUUCUUUUUCUGCCUGGGAAUGCUGGCAGUUACAAACAAGUACGUUCUCUUGGCUCCAUUGCACUUAGAAAAGCAGAAGAUGUUGACUUCAAGUAUCAUUUUAAUUUCUUCAGUGUCAACUUCAACGAGGAGUUGGUUGCAUUGUAUGGUGGUAGCCUGCAAAGACAGACCAAGUUUGUGCAUGAGUGCAUCAAAGUAAUUCUGAAGUUGUACAAGGAUGGGGAUUUUGCACCGAGCAGUGUAGCAAUAGUUGGGCAUUCCAUGGGUGGUCUUGUUGCAAGAGCAUUGCUCACUCUGAAGAAUUUUAAGCCUGAACUUAUAAACCUGCUCAUCACACAAGCCACACCUCAUGUUGCACCUGUGAUGCCUUUAGACAAGUAUCUUACUGAUUUUUAUACAGCUGUAAACAAUCAUUGGAUUCUAAAGGCCCAAGAUUUAAGAAAUUUAACUACCCUUUCUGUGGCGGGAGGAUUCAGAGAUUACCAAGUUCGUUCAGGACUGGCUUUUCUACCAAGAUUGAGUCAACAUGACAGUGCCUUAUCUGUUGUGAGCUCAGCUGUGCCUAGAGCUUGGGCCUCAACUGACCAUCUCUCCAUAGUGUGGUGCAAAGAACUGAUCCUGGCUACCAUUAGAGCUUUUUUUGAUCUCAUAGAUGAAAACACAAGGCAGAUAACUCAGGAUCCAAAGAAAAGAAUGUCUGUACUGAAUCACCACUUUGUGAGACACCCUGCAAAGAUGUAUGAGGAAAAUCCUGAAGCUUUUACACACCUCACAGGAGCUUUCAAUUGGAUUACAGUCAAAGCCUCAAAAUGGACUUACUCAGUUUACAAUGAUUCUGAUGGAAAAUAUUUCUCAUUUCCUCUUGCAAGCCACAGAAAAUCAUACAGUCAUGUUUACUGUGAAAAUAGUAUGUUGGACACAAGUAGCUGGAUUUAUGGCUGCAUGAACACUAAUUCAUCAAUGUGCCUGGAAGCUGCUGAUUUAUCCUGGAGAGCUGAGUUACUUCCAACCACCAAGGUUGUAAUGCUGAAACUUCUGGACUAUCCUUCUUUGUCCCACAUUGUCAUUCAGGUACCACCUGCAGUUGGCAAUAAGUAUACUUUGGGCUGUGAAUUCUUCAAAGAGGAUUCCAGAACAGUCCAGCUCCCUGUAACACAUCUUUUUUCAUUUGGGUUUUCUUCAAGCAAAAUUCUAUUAAAUUCAACUGGAUUACUUUACAAUGUACAGCUCCAGCACUUCAACCAAAUAUAUCAAGCUUUCAAAAUUUAUAUAGACAGUCACUGCCAGUCACUCAAAGAAAGAAAACCAAGUGUUUAUAGACUUCAUAUCCCCUGGUCAUAUGAAGACUCAAUAACUGUGGCAAAAGUUCCAUCUCUUGCUGAGAUUUCUGCCAAACUGCACAUUGCUCAGCCUCACAGUGACAGCAGCCUUCCAGAGUUAAACAUCUACUCUUCCCCAGACUGUCAGUAUGAAGUAAUUCUGAAGACAUCACUUCUACAGGUUCUUGGUCAGAUAGUAAGGUUCCAUGCUGGUGCUUUUCCAGUCUAUAUUGUUUCUAAUAUUCUUCUUACUUAUGGAGGACAACUGAGCACAUUGAGAUCAACAGGCCAGUGUUCAGACUUCUCCCUCGAGCUGGUUAGGACAGCAAAGCCCUACAAAGUAGAACCUCUUAUAAGCAUUGUUGUGUUUCUGCAGGGGUUUAACUGGUUUAGAGAGAUAUGGGAAUCACUGUCACUACCAGAGGUGGAUGCUGCUGUACUGAGUAGUCAGGAUGCAUGGUUCCCCCUUGUGUCCCUGAUUCUAUUUCUUUUUGGGACAGGCAUUGCCUACUGGAGUGGAGUAUUUUUCUCUACAUCUCUGAGACUCUUCUCUUCAUUAUGGUUAACUCUGAUUAGACCUCCUGAACUUCAGAAGGAUAAGUUGAUUACACCCAGCAGACUCUGUGGGAUGAUAUCCCUUGCUUUGGUUAGCUGGACCACUUGUGGUGCAUUUUCUGUGCUCAUUGUUUAUCUUCAAUACUUGUUCAAGGUUGUAAAACUGCAUGUAACUGUAAGAGCAGAGCAAAACAUGCACAACAGGGAUUCAGGUCACUCAAAAGAAACCUCACAGAACUCCAGUACACACACAGUAAAAGCCCAGAGUUCAGGGGACAGCAUUUCAGAAGCAACACAGUCUCCUUCCAACAAUAAAACAUCUGCUGAAGCUGUUAACAGUCUUAAGAUGCACAUUACAGUCCUGAAUUUAUUCACGUGGAUUGUGCUGCUCAACUUGCCAUCUUUAAUUUAUUGGUUAAAAAAUCUCAGGUACAAUGUUAGGCUUGAUCCUGAUCCCUGUAGAUCCACAGCUAUUAUCCUUGUAUGCAUCUUAGAAAUUCUAAUGAAUUCAAAUACUUCUGAAGUGAAAUCAAGUAAACUCUUGAAGAUUGCAGCCAAAGUUCCACUCCCUUUGUCUGUUGCAAUGCUGGCCUUUGGACGGAUGCAUUUAUACAGAGUCCCACAUUUUGUAACCUUUUCUCUCCUUCUACAUGUGCUGUGCUGUUUUGUGUAAUGUUCAUUCUAUAUAGGACAAAGCACUCUAGAAACUUAACACUGGAGAUGGGAAAAUUGCAACACAGAAAUGCCUAAAUUAAUAUGAUCAGUAGUUUACAUUAUGUGGGAAAGAGGACAGAACUGUGAAUACUUUACAGAAAAUUCAUAGUUUUAUUAAGGUUGCUUAGAAAACUUUUCCUGGUGUUUAUUUCAUGUCUCUGAAAUGGAGUGAUGUAACUGUGUGUAAGCACAUGACUCAUAUCAGUGCAACAUCUCAGUACUCUGCCUUGUAGACACCUUGGUGUUUCACUGUACUGCUUUGUGGAAACAGACCUUUUUUACUCACUGUGCCAUGCAGUGUCUGUGUUCUGAACUUGCAUCUCUUGCAGGUCUGAAGUAUGCUGGUUAAAACUGAAUACAUUUCAAGCACACUGUGACUAUCACAAAAACCACACAGCCAAGUAUACUUUGAAUUAUUUUAUGUUACAUUAAAAAGCUGCCACAUUUGUGUCUAGACAAACUAGAAUGUACUGCUUAUAUAGAACUGUUAUUUCUAUCAAAUCAUUUGUUCAAUCAGUGUGAGUUGAACAUUUGUGAGAUUAUUGCAAGUCUUACACAUUUUACUUUUUGUGAGAGUGAGAAGACAACAGUAUUCUAUGUAGCUUUCUAUUCAGGAAGGAUACCAGCAGAUUCAUAAACAAUUUGCUGUAAUUUGUUUUAAAACAUUGUCAGUUUUCUCUGGAAUUUUGAAAUUAAUCCUUGGACUUUGUUCAUAUGUAGAAGCUAACAAAUGUUGAGAUGUGAUGUGAGUUACCAGUGCAGUUGCUGCACUCUUUCUAAGUAGACAAGGCAGGCUUUUUUCCUAUUGUAAUCAGAGAACCAACCAUCUCUUAAUAAAUGCCAAAGCAUAAAAUGAAUAUGGAAUAGUUACAACCCUGCAAACUCUUGUCCUGCCAUACAGUGCUAACUUCUGCAUGUGGGCAAACUCAGUAAUAGUGGGAAAUACUGACCAUAAUUAUUAGCUCUGUAUAAAUUUUAUCUUAGUGCCUAGAUGCUACAGUGACUGCCAUUUGUAACAAAGCCUACAAUAGCUACGUGUAAGGAAUUCUGUCCCCUGGGCAUGUGUUUUGCCAACAGAAGAAAUCUCAGCAGUCCUUAGGUUUAAAUGAUGCAUUGAUUCUGUGUGGAGAUGAGCUUACUACUUGCUUCUGUCUUAGCUGUCUCUGCUGUGUCUGAGAUACCUGUUACCUUCAUCUGGAGAUACUAGACCAGCUCUAUCAUCUUAUAGGAAUACCAAGAGGAAAUCUGCUGCUCACAGUCAAUCAAGUAUACUCCUGAUACAGUAGGAGCCAGCCUGACCCAUUAAUUCCAUCAUAUCUUAAUAAUCUUGCCUAAGUGCCUCAGUUAUUUCUAAUAUGUUGUUAGGGUCAAUUCCUUUGAGCUGGCUGGAAAGACUCAAUUCACACAGUGAUUUUCCAAAAUGAAGGACAAACAUGAAGAAAGCCACAUAUGUUUUGUUUGCUUAUAUCCAUGUCAGCAAUUCAAGUUAUUAGUAAGUCAUUCCAAGUGCUGUAACUGAGUAAGGGUAUUGUAGUUAGCCAAACCACUGUCACUGUUAUCAGUAAUCUAUCUGCUGGUAUUCUAGUUUUAACCUUUUCAAAAAGAAGGUUAGAUUAUAUAUAGUGUUUGUAAAUCAGAAAAGUUAUUUGAAUAGAUUAUAUCUUGAUAUUUUCUAAUGAAAUGUAUGCUACAGUAUAUGUAUAUAAGAUAAUUUGUGUGACUUAAUUUACUUGUAGCUAAAUGCACCAGUUGGUUUAACUAGAAAUUGCUGUUCAGACAUAGAAGAAUAGAGUUGUACUUGCAAAUGGCUGUGAAUGAAAGAUGGUGGCAGAACUGCACUAGGGCUGGCAAAGGGCUGUGAAAUGUGCAGGGUCUGAUUUCUGGGGAAGAUAGUUUUCCUUGACUUUCAUGGUCCAUUUGGCUUAUCACUUUAUUUUACUUCUGAUUUUGUUUUGCCACCUUAACAGGCUCUUUGUGCAUGAAUCCAUUUGUUGGAACUGUUGGAAAUGAAACAGUCUUGAUAUUUGGUAUCUUUGAUAGCUUUCAAAAUAUGCCAUGAAGUGAAACAUACUGAAUUACAGAAUUACAGCAGCAUAGGAUAACCUUUUUUUUUUUUCAUUUAUUAAUUUUUUUUUUUAGCUGGAGUUCUAUUGAUGAUUGUUAGCACUCUUCAUAAAGUGGGUUCUGGUAUCUUGUGUAUUUUCUUGCCUGAUUUUCAAGUUGGAGGUAGGAAUAGGUAUAAUCCUGACUCUGAGAUCCCAGAUAACAAGAGUUUUUCACAUCUCCCUUAACACUUCCUUUCCUCAGAGAUGGUUUACCUUUACUGGGGAAAGGAGGGGAAGUCUUACUCCUAUUUUGAAGUUUAAUGCCUUGUGUGCCAUUUAAUAGAUUUAAACUGUUGUGAGGGAUGUGUGUCUGGAUUGUUCAGUGAUUAUGGAUGGACAACUUCAACUGUUUGGCAGAUUAGGAGUCUAAUCCCAAUUAGAUUUGCCAUACAAUCAGUGGAUGGUAAUAGGAUUAGAACAAGUCUCAGAAUUCAUCCCAUUCUAAGAGAGGAUGAAUUCUCCUACUUGUCAUACUGAAAAGGACUAGAUUUUGUAACAGUCUGAGGUUGUUUUUCAGGUAAAAUACAAUGAUUGUUGUUACUUUUGGACAAGAAGAUUCUGUUAGGUGAAUCUGUAGUUCUGCCACUAUUCAAUUAUCAGCAGAAACAUAGGAUAACCCUAUAUAUAUAUAUAUAUACACUGUUAAUUGCAUAUAUAAGGAGAUGUAAAUAUUACUGAAAUAUCCUUUCUUAUGAGUGGGAUACAUUUAUAAAACAGCUUUUGGCAAAUACAUUAUAAUGUCUCUUACUAACUUCAAUUACAUUAAAAUUCCACUUUAUUCUUCACAUUUCAGCUUAUCUAGACCUUGUGGGAGGAGACCAAGGCACAAAUUGUAAGGGUUUAGAACCUCAGGAUGUAUUCAAAAUAAGAACUGUUUAUGUGGAUCUAAUACAAUUUUUUAUAAGCUAUCAGAAACAGAAUGAGGAAACAGGGUAAGAACUUAAAAUACUAAAUGCCACUAACUUUUGGUACAACAGAAUCUUUCUUUGACAUGGAGAGAUUUAAUGAGAAGCUUUGGUGACAGCUUCAUACCCUGAAAUUACUCUGGAAGUUUAUAAUCUUUUCUGCUUGAUGCCAUCAAAGAUGUUCCUCACAGUCUCAUCAUGCUGCAAUGACAUGUGUAUCUAACACUUCAUAGAAAGUCUCUGUGUCUGAUAAGGAAAAAGUCACAUCUUCACUGCAAUUACCAAGUGUACCUUGGAACUGAGUGAAUUGAUGUUGUCCAAAGCUAAUCUUCUUAGUUGUGAUUUAAAAGUUGCAGUGGGUAACAUUUCAGCAUCCUGAAAGAGGAUUGGUUUGUGGGUUUUGGUGGGAAGUUUCUCUGUAUGUUUUAUUUCCAAGAAACCUGCAGUAAAUGGAAUUUAAGUUAAUAUUAUUUCUGACAUUUAGGGUUCUGCCCUGAUUUUGGUUUUAAGUGAGCUAAUUCAUGUAGCAAAUAAUUCCUUAAUAUUAAUUUGCUACUUUUCAAAACAAAUAGAUGAAUAAUGACAAAACUGUGAGCAGUGCAGUACUAAUACAUUGUAGAAGCAUAGAGACUUCUGGUAUGUCUAAGUGAAUUUUUCAUCUAUAACCUAAUUGGACUAACUUUAAAGUCAGUGAUUAACAAAACAAAAUGUAUUGACAUUUUAACAAAAGCAUUGCAUAUGUCAGUGUUUUAUACAUCUCAUUUUCCAUGUGUUUGCCAUAACAAGUGAGAAACUCACUUGGUGUUCUUCUGAAAUCUGAUACAUCUGAUCCAUCUGAGAGCACAGAAUAAAGUCUGUUAUGUAGUCAUUAAUAAAUGUAAACAUUUGAGAAACUUU